AAUAGAGACAAAAAGGAGAAGUAAAAGUUAGAAGUUGGUUCAGCAGAGAGUGAGACUGACUAGCAGAAGAGAGUUUAUUGUGAAGUGGUUACAGCUUCGUUGUCUUUCUCAUUGGUCUCAGAGGAAAUCUAAUUGCAAUGUCACCUUCGUCGUCCAUGCUACCCAACGUCCUCACCUCAAUGCCUUCAUUGGCGAAGCCAAUGAGACCACACCGUAGUCAUCUGCUAUGCUUUCUUUCCUCUUGCUUGCUCCUGCAACCAUUUUUCACCUUCGUCGUCCAUGCUGCCCAACGUGCUGCGCAGCCGCAACGCCCUCUGCUUGGUGGAGGAACUUCCACCACUUCCUCGGUUGGGGAGAAGAGCACUACAAGAACUAGAGACCAUGCACGGGGGGAGUUGAACCAACAGGAAGAUAACAGUGACAGUGAUUCUUGGCAAGUGGUGAACCGAUAUUGGGUCUUUGCAGGUGGCGGUGUACGAGCAGCAGCUUAUGCCGGUUCCUUUGCGCGUUUGGUCGGAGAAGACGCUUGGGACCAGCCUUUGUCCUCUCGCGUUAACGGAGCUAUGGGCGCAAGCGCAGGAGCCAUUACGGCGAUGCUGGUGACGCUUGGGUACCACUGGGGGAGCAUUAUUUUAGUUUGAGCUGAUAUAAUGUUGCUAUCAAUUUCAAUAUCAAGGGGCUCUCCUAGCAGAGUCGUCUGAAAGAGUAGAACUUGGCGGUGGUUUUGAAAGACCUAUAACAGAGUAGUUUAUAGCACGCAUGGUGCAUGGAGUGCAUGGAGUAGCAUGGAGUGCAUGGAGCGCAGAGCUUUAAGGGGCGCAAGAAGCUCCCCCUUUAGCUCCAUGCUACUCCAUGUGAUCCAUGCACUCCAUGCCAUGCGAGCCGUGAAACCUUAUAAACUGCUCUGCUAUAAAUAUUUUUCAAAAGACUGACAAAGUACUUACUUACUGAGAAGAAUGUCCUCUUCCUGCUCAAUCAUACCUUCAUCACCAUCACUCAACGCAUCAAAUACAAAUCCAAUGCCCUUAAGGCAGUCUGCACUGUAGUUUGUGCGAGAUUUAUUGUCUAUUGGUAUUGCAUUGUAUCCUCACUGGCCCUCGCGAGUCAGGUUUUCACCUCGUGAGUUGCUGCAGUAUUUGAUUUCGAUUGACUGGGAGAGUUUCGCGGACGGUCCAACUGAGUCGGAUUUUGUGAACAAGCCUAUAGCAACUCUGAGCUGGAUUCAGCGAAACUUGUGGAACAAAUUCGGAUGGAACACAGGGGACCCACUGCGGAAAGCGCUUGGUAUUUGUUUAGAGGUGGUUUCUAUUUGAUGGAUGCAUAGUCAGGUUUUGCCAGGACUAGUUUAAAAGGGCUCCUUGAGACUCCAUCUAUCCGCUCAGGUGUCGCGCUUUCUAUGCGCAAGCUGCCGGAGACUUACACCUUCAAGCAGCUUUUGGACGAGAAGAAGCAGGAGCUUUUUGUCGUAGCUUUCUCUGUUUCGCAAAGCGCGUCGUUUAUUUUUUCGGCAGAGACUACACCCAACGUUCCAAUCCGCGACGCGGUACUGACCUCGAGCAGUAUGCCCUUCUAUUUCACAGCACGGUUUUGGCAGAAAGUACCCGUCGGAUAUCCAACAGCAUUGCUGACUACACCAGCCACACAACAAGGACAAAGUCACAAUCAAGAACAUCAUAAUCCCCAAGAGCAACUACAUAUCAAACCUUGGUCGAAGAAUGUCACGCUUUCUAGUGCCCAUCAAACAUCUUCUUCCUCAUCAAGCAUCAGGACCAAGAACUCCGAAGCUGUAGACCAGGACAGAGAAAUGCGUUACGUCGAGAAUGUGCUUCCGUACGGAAAACUGACGCCACCCAAAGACCUGCUUCCCUUUGGCGCGUGGGUCGAUCCGCGAUCGAGGCAGACUAUCUAUGCACCAGAGCCUUUCGCCGAUGGUGGUACCAUGGACAACUAUCCAAUGCAGUGGCUUUUGCAGUUACGAACCUCUGGUGUUUAAUCUUUACUGCUAGAACAAGUGGAGGAAAAUGUUGUCAACGACAACAACGUUUUCAUUUUCAUGUAAAGACUUACCAACCCAAACUUAUUUGAUAUAAGCAUCUGGAUGUCGGUUGUUUCUAUCACAGCACUUAAUGUUGAAUCACUGUCCUCCUCGUGUAGUAUGAAUAGUACACAGUACACUCUCUUCUAACUCCCCGCAAGAAGCUGAGCGAAGGCAACAUCGUUUUAGGCUUUCUGGUUCUGGAUAGCGAGGACCAGGUGAAUUGGUUUUUUCAUCCGGAUGAUAAAACUGCAAAAAAAUCCAGUGGUGACGGCGGGAAGGCUUUUGAGCACCAUAUCAAUCCCGGGUGGUGGGGAGCUUACCUUAAGGCUUGCCCUAAUCCAUAUCCAGAAGCAUCUUGGGACAGCUCCGUAAGACGAAAAGAAACGAUGAUCUCAAGAUGGAUGAAUCUCAAGAUGGAUGAUUAGGGUGAGCUCUAAUUAUCCUAGCGCUUAUCUCGGUGCCCUUCUCACUGUGCAACAAUACAAAGACUAUGCUGGUGUGCCAGAGUACACCAGUCGCACAGUUGCCAUCGACACACUCGGAGUGAGUUCCCAUGAGUGGGACGUCCUGAAGAACAAGGAUAUGGUGCGCAAACUGGUCAUCAAGGGUUGCGAAGCUUUUGAUAACCACGUUACACCACCUUCCUCUUCAACAUCUUCCUCGUCGAGAAGUGCAAAAACCAGUCAACAGAAGAGCUGCGAUGAUUUUGUGGCAGAUUUUCUUGGCCCUUUGGCAUUUGAGAACCGCAUUAGGUUAGAAGAAGAUAUCAAUUAUGAUGAAGUGCAGGGAGGUGAUCAAGCAGGACUGCAAGACAACAUCAUUGGAGAAGGGGUACCUAGUACUACAGCUCAACAACAAGUUCCCACAGUUCUUGUACCCCAGUUUUUGUCUGCGACUACUAGCAAGACCAGUAAAGCGCCAGCAGUAGUAGAGCAGAGCAGGGGUGCAAACCUGAACGACCUUUCUUGGGACUAUUCGACACUGUGGGAGACAUCUAUUAUAGAUCCUAACUAAGCAAGUAGAUGAGGAUACUACUAUCAAUCUUGUCUUGCCAGUAGCUGAGGAUAGAAGCUACUAGAGACGCAUGAUGAUGAUGAUGAUGAUGAUGAUGAGUAGCCUUUCGAAAAUAUAGUUUUACAGUUUCGUGAUUGAUGCAUACCAACAUGACAUAAGAACAGCAUGACAUACCAUACUGUUCUUGAUCACAGUCUAAUGAUCAUAUCAUGCCAGCAUGUAAUUCUGUAGACGGAACUAGCAUAGGAACAACAAGUAUAUUUCCAACACUUUUCCGAUCAUAGAAGAUUUGAAGUCACUUUUACCAAACAAAGUUUGUUUUUCGGCAAAACUCACUAUCACUACGAAUUCAUCACUCACUCCUUGUGUAUAAAAGCUUCUUAUCAUUAACAAUCACCCGUCUGAUGUUGUAGCAUCAACUACUCAGCAGGUACUGUACUAGAAGCACGGACUGUUGUUUGACAAAAAAUACAAACUUUUGAUCUUCAUGUAUCUUGCAUAGUAGACAGAUGUGACUUUUCACAUACGUAGAAUGGUAUCAGUCUUAUUUUGGAUGAUGGAAUGCUUCCAUUAGACCACCAGUCUUUCUGGAGUCUGUCGUGCACCUUUCUAUGUGCCGAAAUGCAAAAAUGACGAUGUAUACCAUAGUCCUCACAUAGUCAUGACCUUCUACUUGUAUUAAUUAUAGCAGAUGACUGAAGAUGAGUUUGUCUGACAACGCUGUGUGCUACUGCACUGCUCGAGGACGCGGGACGCGAUAGAUAUGUAGUUCUUUGCGUUUUGGGGUCAGGAGAUCAUUUCCUUCAUUGGAUGAUUAGAGCCUUAUCAUGCAUUUAUAUCUGAGGACUAAAAAUCCAAGUGCAAUAAGACGUGUCAUCUCGUCGGAAAGUUAAAGUUUGAGUUUCAGUUUGGCAAAUAGAAAAUAGCAAGA
Messenger RNA from Amoebophrya sp. A25, 3983 nucleotides. Lineage: Eukaryota; Dinophyceae; Syndiniales; Amoebophryaceae. The record is from the annotation of a GenBank genome assembly.